This is a messenger RNA of Pneumocystis murina B123, 496 nucleotides long. RefSeq lists its product as hypothetical. The record is from RefSeq and is a predicted model, not a curated record. Lineage: Eukaryota; Fungi; Ascomycota; Pneumocystomycetes; Pneumocystales; Pneumocystaceae. Bases 149 to 496 code for a protein of 115 amino acids. The transcript has 2 exons.
AAAAAAAUCUUUAUUUUUAGGGAUUAUAAAACCCUUAAUUAAAUCUGGAAAUAAGAAAUUUCUUUUGAUAUUAUCUUAAUUAUAAGUUUUCUCAAAAGAACGAUUAAAUAAUUCAAAUUUUUGGUUAAUUUCUUUAAAAGAAAUCAUUAUGUUUGAUGAAAAUGUUAUAAACAAAGAAAAUAAUAAAUAUUUUGACAAUAAUUCUUUAAAUCUUAAUGAAAAUCUUAAUGAAAAACUUGAAGAACCUUGUUCUUUACAGUACUAUUUUGAUAGUUUUUUUAUGUGUUAUACAUUAAAAAAUCAAUUUGUUCAUUAUUAUCGUUAUGGACAGCGUCCAGACUGUUCAUCAAAGUGGAGAGAUUUUUUAUGGUGUCUACGUUCAAAAAGUCAAAGUAAAGAAUUGGAACAAAAGAUGUUACUUGAAAAAAGGCUUGAAAAACUUGAAAUGCUUAAAAAAGGUAGAAAUAGUGAAGAAAUUUGGUCAUCAAAAGUAUAA